Durio zibethinus is the source of this 561-nucleotide messenger RNA. The record is from RefSeq and is a predicted model, not a curated record. Lineage: Eukaryota; Viridiplantae; Streptophyta; Magnoliopsida; Malvales; Malvaceae.
AUGGCAAAUAAGCUGCAAAGAAGAACAACAUCUCGCAGAAAGAUUCACCUUCUGCGAACUCUCACCAAUUCCAAAUCUGUUAAAAGGAGUUCCACCAUCUUAAAUGUUCUUCUCCAUUUUUACAAGCUCAAAAUCAAGUUGGAAGAAAUACAGAGAGAGUACCAAAACCUUAUGGCUAUCAGAAACGAAUACCUCACUCUAUUGAAGCAUAUACAAAUACCAAAGGAAGUGAAGGUCGAAAAGAUAGCAGAAGAGUAUGUGGUUAAAGUGACUUGCAGCAAAGGAGGGAGCAAGUUGGUGUCAAUUCUAGAGGCGUUUGAUGAACUGGGACUGAAUGUUGUUCAAGCUAGAGUCUCUUGCAACCAUAUCUUUGCCAUGGAAGCCAUUGCUGUAGCUCAAGACCAGCAAAGUACUGAUAUCAAAGAUAUUACUCAAGCUGUUCUUAACGCCGUUGAAAAGCAAGGAGGAGAUCAGGAGAUGCUUGCAAGAAAGAAUUACCAAAAAGUUUUCCGUUGCCGGGAAUCGAACCCGGGUCUCCUGGGUGAAAGCCAGAUAUCCUAA